GACCGACUUUGAUCUCGCGUUUGUGCGGACACGUGGGGAGCGGGUUGGUACUGAGGCGGCUCUGGCGGAUCCGCGGUGCGGCCCCGGCCCGGACGCCCCAGGUCUUGGCUUCAGUGGAGCAGCACCUUGAAUCCGUCCUAGGAGACCACACAGCCGUGAUUUGACGUCUCUAGUCAAGAGUUGCCCCGGAGAAUCACAAGCAGUGACACAUCUUGUUGCUAAAGUAGUACCUGCCUCUCUUACCUGGGGAAGAUCAGGGAAGUCAUCCAACCAGUGAGGAGAGUGAACCUGGAGGAUCAGCCUCACCUGCUUGGGGAGAGGGUUGGACUUUUUUGAUCUAAAAUUGACUUCUCAAGCAUGGAGGCAACCAUCCAAAGACUACACCAUCCAGGCCCGGGAGGAGACAGCAACACAGACAACCAUGGCCGUGACUUCUAUGACUUCUCUCUGUCAGUCCCCUUUCCAUCCCCUAUGGAAGCAGAGAUUGCAUGCCGCUCUUUGGACCCGGAUCCUGAGCCUCGCCGGAAUGGUGUCCAACGGGAGUUAACUGUCAUUGGGAACAAAUUGGUUCUCCACUGGAGAGCAGAAGAAGCACGAUUCUUCCGAGUCUCUAUCACCACUUUCCUGGACUAUCUGGCUCUGGUGCUGCAGACCAUGGAGCGUUUUGGGCCACCAGGGCCCCACUGAGACACCUCUCCCUGACCCACUCCUGUCCUGUAGGCACAGGCCCAAGUACCCCUACAGCUCUCAUCCCAUUUCCCCCAAUGAAGAAGAGCUAACAGAAAGACUGAGCUUAGAAAAUAGGGGAAAACAGAAACCAAGACCCCUCCCCAACUUCCUUCCCUGCUUACUCCCCUCCCCCAUAAUCCCACCCAGCUUUGAAUAUCACUUUCUCAUCAACCGAGAAGAUGGAAAUUGGAACAGGAGGGAUCCUGGUUCCAGUUUGCCCGCUGCAGUAUGAACUUGUUGCAGAAAAAUGAAUCUUAUUAUACAAACACACACAAACCCCCUGGUGACUGAUCCCUUAAUAAGUAACAGUCAACCCUCUGCUUUCUCCCUCUGUGGACAUUAGAUUUGACGUAGAAUUUGAAUUGCAGGAGGUAUGGGGUUUUAUUUAUGUUGUUUUUCUGGGGGUAUGGGGGUUACUUUUAACCCUCAGGGUUAAAGUUGGUGAAUAGGCUGGAGAUGAUCUAGUAAGAAAGAAGAAAGGUUGUAGAUACUUAUGUGUGUGCAUGUUGUCUCUCCCAUUAGAAUGUAAGCUCCUUGGGGCCAGGAACUGUUUCACUUUGGUUUUUGUAUCCCUAUCCUUUAGCAUAGUGCCUGAAACAUAGUGAGCACUUAAUAAAUGCUUGUUGAAUGGCUGCUUGACUAAGGUGGAAUACCCAGAAGGACCAUAGGAUUUCCCCUCAGCCUUUUCUGGCCCUUCUCUUCUUGGUCAACAGAAGGGAAUACUGAGCUGCUUUCUUGUGGGUAGAACAAUAGCUGACAGCAGUGGGGUUCUUCCUCUCCUCCCUCCCUGGCGCACAGAGGAGCACUUAGGAGUGCUGUGCACCAACUUGCUCACUCUUUCCCCUUCCCUUCUUUUCUCUCACCCACUGUUCCUAUCCUUCCCACCCCCUGCCUCCCUCUCCUUGGUUUAAGGGUAGGAGGUUCAGCUGGGCCCAGGAGAGGGAAUGGAAUUCUUUUUGCUGGAGUGAUCUGGUCUCUUGAAGGUUGUUGUUCAAAGUGAUCCUUUGAAUUUAUAGUUUUAAUGGCUUUUCAUGUUUGUGUUGAGCUGGAUAAUUCCCUCAAAGUCCAUAUUGUUUCAGAUUCCUCAUUAAAUUUUCCCCCUUUCAAACAAAA
This is a messenger RNA of Trichosurus vulpecula (common brushtail), 1842 nucleotides long. RefSeq names its product EKC/KEOPS complex subunit LAGE3-like. The transcript is spliced from 3 exons. Gene Ontology annotation, cellular component: EKC/KEOPS complex. The record is from RefSeq and is a predicted model, not a curated record. Lineage: Eukaryota; Metazoa; Chordata; Mammalia; Diprotodontia; Phalangeridae. The coding region runs from base 358 to 687 and encodes 109 amino acids.